Messenger RNA from Rotaria sp. Silwood2, 239 nucleotides. The record is from the annotation of a GenBank genome assembly. NCBI's taxonomy places the organism in Eukaryota, Metazoa, Rotifera, Eurotatoria, Philodinida, Philodinidae.
CAAUAACAACUUCUGAUCGAUCAAGUGAACAUUUAGUUAUUGAAGGAUUUAUUACAUUUAUAGCAGAAUUUAUGCUUUAUUUAUUUCCAGUUACAUCAUUUUAUUUAUACACACUCACAUCUCGUACAUUUCGUAAAGAAUUAAUCAAAUAUUUUCGUUCAAUAUUUGGUCAGAAUAAUCGAAUUGUACCAAUAACUCAUGGUACUACUAUUGAUUACCCAUUUCGUACAUGUACUUGA